Molecule: messenger RNA, 2381 nt
Organism: Sander lucioperca (pikeperch)
Lineage: Eukaryota; Metazoa; Chordata; Actinopteri; Perciformes; Percidae
Product: riboflavin transporter 2-like
Exons: 4
Coding region: 261-1784 (507 amino acids)
Biological process (GO): riboflavin transport
Cellular component (GO): plasma membrane
Molecular function (GO): riboflavin transmembrane transporter activity
Source: RefSeq, a predicted model, not a curated record
UUCUACUCGUAAGAUAUUGUAAACAAACAUUGUGAUUUGGUCUAUAUUUAGUACAUGUGUGAAAACAAAGCCGUGAAAGCCGGUUCACUCGUCUCACCCACACUGCAGCCUGUGUGUUUAAAGGAGGGCAGGCCACAAGGUCGUAUGCUGGUUGGGGGAAGAAAAAAGGAAAAGGAGGAGCUAUUCUCACUGAGACCUGCCCCUUCACUCUCUUUCCUCCUAUCCCUGAGCUCCCAGGCUCACACAGAGCACAUGGCUGCAUGAUUUUGAAACCCCCCUCCAAUAGAAGGACAAUCAAAGUGUCAUGGUGGUGCUGGAAGCAUGUGCGCCUGUGCAGCCACUCCCAUGUCAAGUGCAGCAGAGACACGGAAGCAGAUUAUUGCAUACAUCUACAUUUCCUGAUUCCUGCCUCCAUCAUGUCGCUGCUGACUCACGCGCUGGCGUGCCUGUUUGGUAUGGGCUCCUGGGUGGCCAUCAACGGGAUGUGGGUGGAGCUGCCCCUGGUCGUACCGCAGAUCCCAGAGGGCUGGUAUCUGCCAUCGUACCUCACAGUCAUUAUCCAAAUGGCCAACAUAGGUCCUCUCUUCAUCACUUUGAUGCACCGCUUCCGGCCAGGGGUGCUAGAUGAGCGGCCGGUCAUCUACUGCAUUGUAGGGUUGGGGAUCGUUGCUACAUUCCUGCUGGCUUUCUUCUGGAGGCACACGGUGACAAUAGGGGGUUCUUUGCACAGUGUGCCCCUGCUGGUGUUAAGCUUCCUGCUGUCUGUGGUGGACUGCACCUCCUCUGUUACCUUUCUGCCUUUCAUGAUGCGGCUGCGUCCACAGUACCUCACCACGUACUUCGCAGGUGAAGGCCUCAGUGGUCUGGUGCCCGCACUGGUGGCUCUGAUUCAAGGUGUUGGUGUAGUCCACUGUCAGAAUGCCACUUUGGCUGGUGCAGCCAACACAACAGGUGCCACUAUGGUUGGCAGUGGAGAGUUACAAGCCAUCUACCAGCCAGCUAAAUUCUCUGCCCAGGUGUUCUUUGUGUUCCUCAGUGCCAUGAUGGUUGUGUGCCUUGUAGCCUUCAUCCUACUCAACCAUCACCCAGCUGUGGCGCGAGAGAGAAACAACGACCUGUACUUCAGUGGUGAUCUGGCACCUGGGAAGAGAGAACAAGGUCUGUCCCUGCACACCCAGACACCAGAGCAGAAGCCUAUGAUCAGCUCUCUGGAAGCCGUCAGGAGGGAACCAAGGAGCUCUUUUGGUAUGGGGACGUAUAGUAAUCUGGAGGUGGUGUUCAUCUUUGUUGUACUGGCUUGGGUCAAUGCUCUGACCAAUGCAGUGCUGCCCUCGGUCCAGUCCUACUCCUGUCUGCCCUAUGGGAACAAGGCCUACCAUCUAGCUGCCACCAUGGCAGCUGUUGCUAACCCAGUGGCCUGCUUCAUCGCCAUGUUUGUGCCUAUUAGGUCUCUCAUCUUCAUGGGUUUCUUGGCUAUAAUUGGGACUGGAUUUGGAACCUACAUCAUGGCCAUGGCUGCUCUUAGUCCAUGCCCCCUGCUGGUCCACAGUCCCUCCGGAACUGCAGUCAUAGUGCUGACCUGGAUCCUGUUUGUCCUGACUCUGUCCUACGUGAAGGUGAUCAUUGGGGUGAUUCUGAGGGAUGAGGGCCACAGUGCCCUUGUGUGGUGUGGAGCAGUAGUUCAGUUGGGCUCCAUGGUUGGUGCUGUAUCCAUGUUCCCAUUGGUCAGUGUAUAUGGACUGUUCAGGUCAGGUGAUGCCUGCAACACCAAGUGUCCAAUGUAGUAAAUAGAUAUAAGUUAAACACUGCUGUACCAAACUGAAAAAUAAUCUGCGCUUAUUCUAGAUGCACUGAACUCAUUUGUGUCGUGAGCUUUACAUAUUCCUGUUUGUGUGAACAUAUCUGAGCUGUUUACCUACAACACAACACUAUUUAACAGAUUUGUUCUCAUCAGAUUCAGAUGGUAAAUUAGUUUUAUACAGAUAUCUGUAUAUUUAUUGACUUAUGGAGUGCUGCUCAGCACAAGGAUGAAAUUACACUAUUAUCAAUGUGUCAGAUCACACACACACACACUCCAAUCUAAUGUUAGUGAAUGUGUUGACACAUUUUGUUGCUGAGCACAUUACAAGUCUUUCUCAAUUCAGAGGUCAAAGCCAGUUUACUUGAACUGUUAAUAUGAUGUGAGAGUAUAAUUGAUUGAUGUUGCUUUUAUAAGAACCUACAGCACCUUUGGCUUUAAAAGGUGCCUUAAUUUGAGAAGAUCUUGAGAAGAUUUGUGCUUAUUUUUGGUGGUUGUACAUUCUAACUUGCUUUGUAUAUGUUACUUGUGUGGAGAAACUGUUCAACAAUACCAAAUAAAACACGUUUUAUUGCUACCAGAA